Gymnodraco acuticeps is the source of this 2919-nucleotide messenger RNA. RefSeq names its product arginine vasopressin receptor 2a, duplicate a (gene avpr2aa). The transcript has 7 exons. Bases 456 to 1979 code for a protein of 507 amino acids. Gene Ontology annotation, molecular function: peptide binding; vasopressin receptor activity. The record is from RefSeq and is a predicted model, not a curated record. Lineage: Eukaryota; Metazoa; Chordata; Actinopteri; Perciformes; Bathydraconidae. Gene Ontology annotation, cellular component: membrane. Gene Ontology annotation, biological process: positive regulation of vasoconstriction; regulation of systemic arterial blood pressure by vasopressin; G protein-coupled receptor signaling pathway.
GGAGCAGACGGAGCUCAGAUUCAUUUCUGCUGGUGCUGCUGGAGGCACAGCACAUUGCGAGAGCAGAACGUGACGCACACAGAGCCGGGACACGCACGGCUAUCAAAUGGAUUAAUUUUGACAUAUACUUGUGAACUCUAAGAGAGAAAGGACAAUAGAGCCAGAAGGACUUGCACCGAGCUUGUAAAACUUGGUUGUCACACUGGCAGAAAAUAAAAAAGCUACCUGGCUUUGAUGAAGAAACACUCAUUCAGGAGCCAGCUGAUAUCCCGCUGAGCGGAGGGACUUGGACUGACAGCACUGAGGAUGUGAAUGUAUCGGGGACAAUCUGGACCCCCUUCUGUCACACUGCACUGCACCACUCAAGUGGAUCAUAAACAUCGAGACCAGAGCCAAACGCACACAGAGAAAAAAGGAACCGCGUGAGAAAGCCUACCAUGCACUGACAACAAGGAAUGGAAACGGACUGGGAUGGGUUGGCCCUCUCCUCUCUGCUCGCAGCAGGAAGGAACAACUUCUCUUCCUCGUCUCUUCUUGUCUCUGAACUGAACUCCCUCAACAGUUCUCACAGCGGGGGAUCCUUCUUCGGGAUAGAUCCUGAAAAUGGUUCCACCACGACGCAGCACACGGAGCAGAAGAGGGACAUGGGCCUGGCCCGGGCAGAGAUAGCAGUGCUCGGGGUGGUGUUGGCCCUUACCACUCUGGGGAACAGCUUUGUGCUGUGGGUACUGCUGAGGAGGAGGAAGCAUAAUGCACCCAUGCACGUGUUCAUGUUCAACCUGUGUGUGGCUGACCUGGUGGUGGCCUUCUUUCAGGUUCUUCCCCAGCUCAUUUGGGACAUCACUGGGAAGUUUCAGGGGCCUGACUUUCUCUGCCGGUCCGUCAAGUACUUGCAGAUUGUGGGCAUGUUUGCUUCCUCUUACAUGAUAGUUGCCAUGACGGUAGACCGGCACCAGGCCAUCUGCUGUCCUUUGCAGGCCUACAGAGGGGGCACAAUGUCCCGCUGGAACACCCCUGUCAUGGUGGCCUGGGGCUUGGCGCUAGUCCUCAGCAUACCACAGGCUUUCAUCUUCUCUCGCACAGAAACUGAUUCAGGAGAGUUUGAUUGCUGGGGUCACUUUGCUGAGCCGUGGGGGCUGAAGGCCUACGUCACCUGGAUGACCAUAUCUGUCUUCCUCCUGCCCGCCUUCAUCAUUACCAUCUGUCAGAUAAGAAUCUUCAGAGAAAUCCACAAUAACAUCUAUCUGAAGUCAGAGAGAAUUGUGAUGGCUGAGUUAAAGAAGAAAGAAAUCUUCUUCCGCUUCCACAGCUUUAAAAAGGAUGACGAGCGGUCCAAGGAUAGGGGGAGACGGCCGUCCGGAGGGGGGGGCAAGGAUGGCAGAGGAGGACAACUCCUAAAGGGUGUGAAUAACAACCCUCCCAAUAACACCCAUGACAGCCAAGCAGGAGAGUGUUAUGACUUUGUACCAUCGGCUGUCCAGUACAGUAGCAGUGGUGAACAUGUGCCAACAACAUCACCGACAGAGCAGCAAACAUUGAGCGGCUCAGAUUGCCAGGACUCGUACACGCCCUACGAGCUGGCCUCAGGCUCACCUCGCUGCUCCCUCGACUACGCACGCCCCCCCCUUCCAGCCACUCCACCUCAUCACAGCAUCACAAAAGCCAUGUCAAAGACUGUGAGAAUGACCCUGGUCAUCGUGCUGGUCUAUACUAUCUGCUGGGCCCCUUACUUCAUUGUCCAGCUUUGGGCGGCCUGGGACCCCCACCCUCCACAACAUGCAGUGGCCUUCACUAUCCUGAUGCUGCUGGGGAAUCUGAACUCGUGCACCAACCCGUGGAUUUACACAGCUUUCUCCAGCAGCGUGUCCAGAGAGCUGCAAAACCUCCUGCAGUGCCAGACACGACCCGACCGCCGGGGCUCCCUGCCCGACGACUCCACCACCACACACACCUCCACCACCAAGGACAGCCUGUACUGACAAAGACUGAUGAGGCAGAAAUAGAUACACAGAGACAUGUUUCAAAAGACAACUAGGGUGCACAGAGGUCUGUUGCAGGGAUGUGCUGCAGUGCACAGCCUGAGAACAGAGCACUGACCUCAACCAGAUGUUUCCAACAACAAAGGACAGCUUCUGUCAACAGGACCUCUAUCUUGUAAUCACCGGUCCUCUCCACCACAACAGAGAGGAAGGGUGUCAUUGAAGAUGUCAACACCAUUUUAUGAGGGCACUGUGAAAGAUACAGUGGCUGUCAGUGACAGCAUCUGUUAUGCAAAAUGGCCUUGACAGUAAAGAGCGCUUUUACCUCGGCUGUGGUGGAGUAGGACCCUGUGCAUUGAUUUAUACGAACCAAAAUUGUUUCCCUUCUCAGUCAGAGCAGAGCAGUAGGAAUGCAAGGGGUGGAUCAGCGCAUUAAUGGUCUUGCGGCACGCCUAAUGUACAAAGCAGCAGACAAAGCUGUGGGUGUAGAGAAAACAAAGCAGCAAACUGAGGGAAUGAGAUACACACACACACACAUGCAGACAGUAAGAGAAAACGAGACGGCUGUUGGAGUGAGAACAGACAGGGGAUGACAUGGAUGUUAGAUCUACAGGAGCAGUCUGGAGAGGGCUGUAGUAAAAAAUCUAAUAAUGUGAAGAAACUUUGAUGAAUCCAGGAAUGUGGAUUAGAGGUGGAUGCUUGAGGCUGUAUAUUCAGGGGUGCACAUCACUUUUUUGCCCUGGUUCUCAAAGGAGCACCUGGAGAUGUUGCUUGGUGCUCAUCCUUAAAAUGAAAUAAACCGUAACUUUUGAGGGGGUCUUGACUUUAUUUGCCAGACACUAGGCACAGAACACACAGAGGUGAACACAAGACAACAUUAGCACGACCAGUAAUCCUACAAGCUGUCAUCACUGUUCUCCUGACUGUUCUCCUCUCUGUC